GGAUUUGGAUGGGUUUGUUUGUUUCGUUGCCAUGUCCAUCUACCAAUCCAAUGGAGAGCCCUGGCAUUGGUCAGGUCAAUUGAUCUGAAACCGAAUUGAAGUGUGCCCCUCUACCGUAGCGCGGGGUCCCUCAAUGCAUGUGUCUGCCCGUCGUGAACCCCUCAUUCGGCCACUGCCGAGCACUGGCCCCAAGCUGCUGCUCCCCAUGCCCCGCCCUUGACCUGUGCUCCGCCGACGACAUACCCGCCCGAUUUGCCUGAGGCACGAAGCUGCUGUCCUGCCGAGGGAACGCGACGUGAAUCUCCCCGUCUCCCUACCUACCUAACCACCCGCCAAGGAGACCUCACCUCCAGCGAGCAGCCACCCACAUACACACACCCGCCCGCCCGUCAUGGCAUCCUCCGCCGCUGACCAGCCUGCUGCUGCCGCGGCAAAGCCCGCGGCGACCUACUCGACCGACCCGGCCCUCUACAUCUACACCUCCCUGACGGCGGGCAGCUCCCACAUCGUCACGGCCACGUCGCGCCUCGAGACCAUCCUGCGCGCGAACCGCAUCCCCUUCAAGGCCAUCGACAUGGCCACCGACGAGAAGGCCCGCAUGCUGUGGGGCCGCCGCGCCGGCAAGGACGAGUCGGGCCGCGCGCGCAAGCUGCCCGGCCUCGUCCAGGAGGGCCUCAUCCUGGGCGACCUGGUCGAGAUCGAGGAGUGGAACGAGUACGGCGAGCUCAAGCAGCACGUCAAGAUCUUCUACGACGACUUCACCCAGCCCUCCAUCAGCCAGGCCCCCAAGAUGCCGCCCGUCCAGCCCAAGCGCGCCGUCCCGCCCGCCGCCGCGUCCGCAGCUGCCGCCGGCGCCCCCGGCGCCACCACAGCCCUGCCCGUCCUCAGCGUCGCCGAGGAAGCCGCCGCCAAGGCGAAGCAGAUACGCCUCCAGAGCCUGCGCGAUAAGGUCUACGGCAAGGGCAACAGCGGCCCCCCCGCCGCCGACGACUCCAAGUCCAAGGAGGGCGAGGGCGCGGGCAAAGCGGGAGGAACCGAGAAGGAGGCGGCGGCGGCCGAGCCCAAGAAGCCAGCCGCCAUCUCGUUGGCAUCGGCGGCUCCGAAACCGGCAGUCAAGGCGGCGGACGGCGCGGGGCUCCAGUCGCCCACGACGGGCGCGUGGAAGGGCGGCAGCCCCGCGGCGGCAGGGGGCGGCCCCGCGUCCUCGCAGGACCUGCUCCGCACCCUCCAGAGCCCGACCAGCACCGCCUGGAAGCCCACCGACGUCGACCCGCCCGUGACGUCGCACCGGGGCUCGCUGGUGAGCCCCGCAUCGCCCGAGGAGAUCGAGGCGGUCGAGAAGGAGCUCGCCAUCAAGGAGGAGCCCGAAGAGGAGGAAGAGGAGGAGGAGGAUGACGAUGAUGAUGAUGAUGACGAUGAGGAGGAUUCUGGUGAAGAUUCGGAUGACGAUGACGAUGAGGACGAGAAAGAAGAGGAGCCCAAGAAGGCGGUAGCGGCCGCCGCCCCUGCCAAGAGCGCGGAGCCAGCAAAGGAUACAAAGACACCAGAGAGCAAAGAUACCAAGGCGUGAGCAAGGGAGGGGAGCCAGAGCCUGUAAUUCGCCCAUUUUGUUUUGGUUUUUUAACACGACUUGAUCGGACAUUUUUGAUGUUGCGCCCUUUUUGAUAGUGUUCGAUGGAUGAUAUCCACAGUCGCGGCUUAUAACAACCAUGCUAUCUGCGAUAGGCCCCCUUCUUUGCCCAAUAGGAAAAAAACGAGGUGACAUCUGACGCUCAGCCCCGUCGUCCCGUAGACUUGCGAUUAUCUCGUCACAUCGAAAACCAUGCUCCAG
Messenger RNA from Gaeumannomyces tritici R3-111a-1, 1831 nucleotides. RefSeq lists its product as hypothetical. The record is from RefSeq and is a predicted model, not a curated record. The coding region runs from base 392 to 1570 and encodes 392 amino acids. Gene Ontology annotation, cellular component: cytoplasm. The transcript is spliced from 2 exons. Lineage: Eukaryota; Fungi; Ascomycota; Sordariomycetes; Magnaporthales; Magnaporthaceae.